Diaporthe amygdali is the source of this 1665-nucleotide messenger RNA. Its product is annotated as phosphatase dcr2. The transcript is spliced from 4 exons. Bases 1 to 1665 code for a protein of 554 amino acids. Gene Ontology annotation, cellular component: cytoplasm. NCBI's taxonomy places the organism in Eukaryota, Fungi, Ascomycota, Sordariomycetes, Diaporthales, Diaporthaceae. The record is from RefSeq and is a predicted model, not a curated record. Gene Ontology annotation, molecular function: phosphoprotein phosphatase activity.
AUGACGCGACGAAUAGUGAGGACGAUUGUCCAAGUAUCUUCGGUAGCCCUCAUCACCUUCCUCGUCGUUUUCUUCCUCGAUAGAAACUUUCGCGUCCUACCCUCAGCCAUCCAUGAGUACAUGCCACAGCACCAUGCCGGCCUCCUCAUCACCGACAUCACCAUCAAGAAGUGCUCAUCCAUCAAUGUGUUUUCCUCCUGCCGCCUCGACCCGGACGUAUGGCACCGAAUCGAGAAAGACUUGUACCUGGGCAAGACGGUCGUGACAAGCGCAUACAUCCACGUUCGGAGGAAGAAAGAGGAGGAGCUCACCUCGGACGACAAGGUCAUCAUCGAUGUCAACGUCGGGCGGCUUGACCCCGGCACCAACAAGAAAGGCCAAGCGGACGAGAGGUGGGAGCCCAGAGAAGCAGGCUUGUGGAUCAAGAGGUCGGCGAAGAAGGUCGCCAUCGAUUCGAAGCAGACGAUUACCGCCGUCGACGUCCUGUUUGGUGACGAUGCUGUUGAGGCGCGCGACGGCUGGGAGAUGCCUGAGAAAGGCACGCCAUUACUCUUGGAUGCUGGUCCGCACGUGCCGUCGGCGCAUAUCACAGUGAGAAGAGGCAGCCAGCAGGAACCAUACAAGCCGCAGCUCAGGAUAAAAGAGAACGGAAAGUUCAAGGUCAUGCAGGUGUCGGACAUGCACCUGAGUACUGGGGUGGGGGCUUGCAGAGAAGCUAUGCCAGAGAAUUCGGAUGGUGAGAGGUGUGAGGCCGACCCGAGGACACUGGACUUCGUCGCCAGGGUUCUGGAGGACGAGAAGCCGGACCUGGUUGUCUUGAGCGGUGAUCAGAUCAAUGGGGACACCGCUCCAGACGCCCAGUCGGCCAUCUUCAAAUAUGCGCAACUUCUCAUCAAGCACAAGGUACCAUAUGUCACCAUUUUCGGGAAUCACGACGACGAAGGCGCAGCAGGCGCUUUGACACGCGCGAAUCAGAUGGCAUUGGUGGAAACCCUCCCCUACUCUCUCUCCAAGUCCGGACCAGAAGAUAUAGACGGCGUAGGCAACUACUACGUGGAGAUUCUAGCAAAGGGCAGCUCAAAGCACUCAGCUGUGACUGUGUACUUGCUCGACUCGCAUUCUUACUCGCCCGACGAGCGACGAUUUAAGGGUUACGACUGGAUCAAGAAGAACCAGAUUGACUGGUUCCGACAGACGGCGCAGGGACUGAAGAAAAAGCACAAGGAGUACACACAUUUUCACCUGGAUAUUGCAUUCAUUCACAUCCCGCUACCUGAAUACCGUGAUACGGAGCAGUACUUCAAGGGCGAGUGGAGGGAAGGCGUGACCGCGCCAACGUACAACUCUGGCUUCCGCGACGCCCUGGUUGAGCAGGGCGUUAGCAUGGUCAGCUGCGGACACGACCACGCCAACGAAUAUUGUGCGCUUUCUGCCAACCAGGACACUAUGAAGCCCGAGCUCUGGAUGUGCUACGCCGGCGGCUCAGGCUUCGGUGGGUACGGAGGGUACGGCGGCUUCCACCGCAAAAUCAGGAUUUUCGACCUCGACUUGAAUGACGGGAGGAUAACAACCUGGAAACGGGUCGAGUGGGGCGAGACGAAGCAAAAGAUUGACCAGCAGAUGAUUGUGGAUGCGGGCAAGCCGACGGUGCCCACCGAGGAAUGA